Nerophis lumbriciformis (worm pipefish) is the source of this 1791-nucleotide messenger RNA. The record is from RefSeq and is a predicted model, not a curated record. Lineage: Eukaryota; Metazoa; Chordata; Actinopteri; Syngnathiformes; Syngnathidae.
AUGAUCUCAGAGAACCCAUGCAAAAACUCCCCAGCGGAUUUCGUCUUUGUGAUCGACAGCUCCCGGAGCAUUCGACCUGACGACUAUGAAAAGGUCAAGAUCUUUGUCCAUAACUUGCUCCAGUUUUUGGAGAUUGGUCCCAAUGCCACACGUGUUGGCCUGCUCCAGUAUGGCAGCGUGGUCCAGAAUGAGUUCUCCCUCAAUAAAUACAGCACAAAAGCUGAGGUGGAGCAGGCAGUGAAGAACAUGCAGCAUCUGGCAACAGGUACCAUGACAGGUCUGGCUAUUCAAUACACUGCGGAAACGGCUUUCACUGAGGCUGAGGGAGCGCGAGACGCCCAGCUUCAAGUACCUCGGAUUGCGAUGAUCGUGACUGACGGGAGACCGCAGGACUCAGUGGAGGAGGUCGCGACUCAAGCGAGACAGGCCGGCAUCCAGAUAUUUGCCAUCGGGGUCGGAAGAGUCGACCCGAACACUCUUAAGGCCAUGGGGAGUGAGCCACACUCGGAGCAUGUGCAUCUUGUGGCUAACUUUAGCCAGAUGGAAAGCCUGCUCUCGGUGUUCCGCUCCAAACUUUGUACAGGUGUGGCAGCGUGUGACUCGGUGGACCAUCAGUGCCAGCAUGUGUGUGUGAGCACUCCUGCGUCUUACAGGUGCAAAUGUCGAAGAGGUUUUAUCCUCAAUCCAGAUAACAAAACAUGUACAGAAAUAGACUCAUGUAACUCGGUGGAGCACAGCUGUGAACACGACUGUGUCGGCACUCCAGAGUCAUACAAAUGCUUGUGCAAGAACGGCUAUGUUCUCAAUCCUGAUGGCAAGACCUGCAGCGAGAUUGAUCAUUGUGCCGAUGGACAGCAUGGCUGUGAACAGGAGUUUGUCAACACUCCAGACUCAUGUAUGUGUAAAUGCAGGGAUGGUUACAGACUCGCGCCAGAUGGCAAAACAUGUCACAGUGUUGACCUGUGUCAGACAGUGGAUCAUUGUUGUGAGCAUCAAUGUGUCAGCUCCACUGACUCCUACAUGUGCAGGUGUAAAGAAGGAUUUAUGCUGCUUGAUGAUGGGCGGAGCUGCAAAACAGAGUGUAACGAAGGGAUCAUUGAUCUUGUUUUUGCAAUUGAUGGCUCCAAGAGUCUCGGGAAUGACAACUUUGAACUCGUCAAGCAAUUCAUAAAUGCAAUAGUGGACUCUUUGGACAUUUCUGAGAAAGGCACUCAUGUGGGGCUUAUUCAGUACUCCACCAAAGUGCGCACAGAGUUCACUUUGGGGCAGUACAGUGCACCCAGGGACAUCAAGGAAGCGGUUAGUAGGAUGCGGUACAUGGCUAGGGGCUCUAUGACGGGCUCAGCCUUGCGUCAUAUGUUUGAGGAGAGCUUUUCAGCCAAAGAAGGUGCCAGGCCUAACAUCCCACGUGUCAGCAUUGUCUUCACUGAUGGAAGAUCUAAGAAUGAUGUCUCUGAAUGGUCUAAUAAACUAAAGAACUCAGGAGUCACCAUUUAUGCAUUGGGUGUGGGCAAAGCUGUGGAACAAGAGCUGAGAGAAAUAGCGUCCGCUCCUUUUGACAAAUAUGUCUAUUACACUGAGGACUUUGGCAAAAUGGAAGAAGUGACAAAGAAGCUCAAGUCCAAGAUAUGUAACGAUAAACCAGCUCAUGUCAGUGAACACACAUGUCAGUGUGAAGACCUAAUAAUAUUUCAGAAGCAAGUCAAUGAGAAGCUGAGGAGCCUGCUACACAACAUUGAAGCUUUGUCAACCAGGCUGCAACUGCUGGAGAAGCAACUUGUAAAAAUAUAA